Molecule: messenger RNA, 1226 nt
Organism: Glycine soja
Lineage: Eukaryota; Viridiplantae; Streptophyta; Magnoliopsida; Fabales; Fabaceae
Product: fasciclin-like arabinogalactan protein 11
Exons: 1
Coding region: 167-1078 (303 amino acids)
Source: RefSeq, a predicted model, not a curated record
UGACAGAUGCGAUAUACCCUCACUCCACAACUAACAAAUUUCACAGCCAUAACAUUUCACCCUCCUUCACACAUCAAACACAAAUUGCAAGAACCAUUAAUUUCAAUCAUCCACAUUCUUUCAGAAUCAACAAAGCCAUCUACAGGCUUGAGUUUGCAACUGGAAGAUGAAGCAAGCAACCCUUUUCUCCUUCUCACUCUUUCUACUCUUUUCCGCCACCACCUUUGCCAUUUCACCUGCACCUGCAGCAGCCCCAAAAGCCCCAGCAAAACCACCCCCUACCCCCAAGGCAACAGCACCAUCACCAAAACCAUUAGUCCCCACUUUACCUCAGUCUCCAAACUCCCCUGACUCAGUCCCCGACGACAUCACCAGAAUCCUCAAAAAGGCCAAAAUGUUCUCAGUCCUAAUCCGCCUCUUGAAAACCACCGAAAUCAUGAACAACAUAAACUCACAGCUCAUAACAGCCAAGAGUGGAGGCAUAACCAUCCUUGCACCAGAUGAUUCUGCUUUUUCCAACCUCAAAGCAGGUUUCCUCAACUCUCUAAACGAAGGCCAGAAAAUCGAACUUGUGCAGUUGCACAUAUUGCCAGAGUUUGUGUCGAGCUCAAACUUCGAUUCUCUGAGCAACCCUGUGCAGACAGUGGCUGGAAAAGACCCAGCAAGGCUUCCACUGAACGUGAAUGCAUUAGGUAACAGUGUCAACAUUUCAACUGGGGUCGUCAACGCCAACGUUCUCGGGGUAGUAUACUCAGAUAACAAGCUUGGGAUUUAUCACGUGGACAAGGUGCUUCUUCCUCUAGAUUUCUUUGUAACCAACAAGGCUCCAGCUUUGGCUCCAACAACUCUUGCAAAAGCUCCCAAAUCUGCAAAGGAUAACUCUUCAGAGGACGAUCAAGAAGGAACAAACCAGCAUCAGAAUAAAUCUGGGGCAGUGAGUGUGGUUAGCAUUGGCCGAACAACGUUGAUGUUGCUUGGGAUAGCUUUGGUGGCAGUGGCAACCAUGGGCCUUAUUUCCAACAUGGAGUUGAUCCAUUUGGCAGCUGCAUUUUCAAUUUUCUUCGCCAAACACUGUUAAUUUCUUUCCUUCUGCUUUUUUUGUUUAAAUUUUGCUCCCUGUUUCCUGUUUCUUGUUUUUCGUGUAUAGGUGUUAUGAAAAGGACGUGAAUCCUUCAAUGAUCCAUGAUAUUGUUGUUUUCUUGUUUAAAAACGAAAGGGAUUGAGUU